GCCUCGUCAACACGGCUGAGCGCCUGGAUGCCUGGGUGGAGAGGCUCUCCGAGCUGGUCAACAAGCGGCUGCUUCAAGGCCGCCUUUUGGGGGCCGUCCUCAGAUUCCUGGACGCACCGGCGCCGGUGGAGAAAGAGGACGGCACUCUCCAGCCUCAGGCCAACUUCAGCGGUGAUCGUUCGCUCACGGGCGGCUCACGAGAAUUUACCAUCCGCGAGUGGCGAAGCGACUGGCAGAAGGAGCUGAAGGCAAAGCUCCUACAGCUGGGAGCUGCGCAGCAGGCAUGGAAAAACCAUGUUCACAUCAAGGACGACACCGGGUCCCAGCUCAUCGCGAAGUGCAGGGAGGACGGUUACCCAUACGUGACCUUCAUGGAUGCGGCGAACAAAGGGCAGCCGAUCCAGUUCCCGGUGUACGUCACCGUGGAUGCCGCCGUCCUGCAAGACAGGUGGGCGGAGCCGAUCGAGUUCGUGGUGACCUGCGACUAG
This is a messenger RNA of Symbiodinium sp. CCMP2456, 488 nucleotides long. The record is from the annotation of a GenBank genome assembly. NCBI's taxonomy places the organism in Eukaryota, Dinophyceae, Suessiales, Symbiodiniaceae.